This is a messenger RNA of Impatiens glandulifera, 1341 nucleotides long. Its product is annotated as phospholipase A1-Ialpha2, chloroplastic-like. The record is from RefSeq and is a predicted model, not a curated record. Gene Ontology annotation, biological process: lipid metabolic process. The transcript has a single exon. Gene Ontology annotation, cellular component: chloroplast. The coding region runs from base 1 to 1341 and encodes 446 amino acids. Gene Ontology annotation, molecular function: glycerophospholipid phospholipase A1 activity. Lineage: Eukaryota; Viridiplantae; Streptophyta; Magnoliopsida; Ericales; Balsaminaceae.
AUGGCUUCUUCACGUGCAAUGGUGCUAAGUGCAAAGCUCCAUGCAUUUAGUGCUGAUCAUAAAGCCACCACACUCAAAACAACAAUAUCCACAUUCUCAUCUUCAUUUCCGUCGUCAAUAAUCCCGGUUACGACACUAGCACUUUCAAACGCGAUGAAAACAACUCGUUCUUGCAUAACAAAAAUGCGGAGGCAAGUUCACAAUUCGACAAAUUGGGAACAAAUGGUUCAUCCUUCGUUAGAUCCUCUACUCCGACAAGAGAUCAUUCGUUAUGGGGACCUUGUAAUCGCAUGUUACAAAACCUUUGAUCUCGAUCCCACUUCGAAAAGACAUUUAAAUUGUAAAUAUGGUAAAAAAACAAUGAUGGAGGAGGUUGGAUUGGGAAACUUAGGUUACAAUGUAACCAAAUACAUCUAUGCCACGCCAGAUGUAGGCAUUAGUACAUCGUGUGAAAGUAGGUGGAUAGGUUAUGUGGCGGCUUCGUCCGACGAUGAAGUUCGAAGGUUAGGACGGAGGGAUUUGGUUAUUACAUUUCGGGGAACCGUUACCUAUAACGAAUGGUUAGUCAAUUUCAUGAGUUCUUUAACUCCGGCUAGAUUUAACCCUAAUCAUCCCCGGAAGGAGGUGAAAGUCGAGGCUGGAUUUCUAUGCCUUUAUACUUCAAGUGAGAAGGUUGGAAAAUUUGGCUUGCAGAGCUGUCGUGAGCAACUCCUAGCCGAAAUUUCCAGACUUCUAAAUAAGUAUAAAGGAGAAGAACUGAGUAUAACUGUCGCGGGUCAUAGCAUGGGGAGUUCAUUAGCUUUGCUCUUAGCAUAUGAUAUAGCCGAGCUCGAGCUAAACAAAGAUGUUCCGAUCAAGGUAUUCUCUUUUGCGGGGCCACGAGUUGGGAAUCUAGCGUUUAAGGAUAGGCUUGAUGAGUUGGGAGUAAAGGUAUUAAGAAUUGUGAAUGUUAACGAUCCAAUCACUAGGUUUCCUGGAUUUUUCUUGAAUGAGAAUUUUAGGUUUUUGCAUGAUCAUAGUUCUUCAUGUUAUGCUCAUGUGGGAACUGAGUUGGCUCUUGAUUUCUUCAACAUGGAAAACCCAUCUUGUGUUCAUGAUUUGGAGAGUCAUAUUAGAUUGCUUAGAUCUCCCAAGGUAGAAAUAGAUAAUGUUACUUCAAGAUAUGAAGAUGAUGAUCAUGAUGAUAAUAUGUUAUUUCAUGAUAGAGCCAAACAAGUGUUAUUGAGUGCUCAAAACUUGGCUCAGUUUGGUGUGGGAUUGGAUCAGUGCCUUAGUUUGUUUCAGAUCCUUUUAUUAGUGGGAGGGAUUUGUAUAUAUGUAUGUAUAUUUGAUCAUAGUUAA